Molecule: messenger RNA, 15664 nt
Organism: Porites lobata
Lineage: Eukaryota; Metazoa; Cnidaria; Anthozoa; Scleractinia; Poritidae
Source: the annotation of a GenBank genome assembly
AUGGAAAUCAUGGGAGUAAAUCUUUCAACGGAACCAGAUUGGCAUUGUGAGAAAUGCACGUUGAUAAACCCUGGAAAGAAUGGCACCUGUCAGGCUUGUGGUCUGCGAAAACAGACCACUGUCAGCUGGAUCUGUAAAGCUUGUGCUUCUCGGAACCCCCAGGCUUUAGUUCUUUGUAAUAACUGUGGAUCGGAAAAGUGUAUGGGAUCUGCCGUCUUGGCGGACGUUAACACGUCUAAUAGUAAACAAUGGACUUGCUCACAGUGCACGUUAACAAAUCCUUGGAGAAGCAAUACAUGUUCUGCUUGUGGACUUGUUGUGACUGAUCGUGAGAAAGAGGUAACAAGUAAAGAAUCUUCUUCGAAUCGAAAGCUUUAUCCUGACUUAAAUUUAGAACUGUAUCCUGAAAUUGCUCAACAAAGUUCUGAGGUCCUGAAAUGUCCUAACUGCCAAAGUCUUCUUUAUGAUAAUGUUGGGUUGUGUUGUACUGUCUGUCAUUCACCGUGUCCUGAAGAGGGUUUUAAGCCCAGACCAUUCCCUGAAUCUUCAAAGCCACGUGAGUCAAAAGAGCUGGACAAUCAAAAGUGGAGUUGCCCUAGUUGUACCUUUGAAAACAAAGCUUCCAAUUCAGUUUGCGAAGUCUGUAGAAGUAGGCGUGUAGUUGAACCUAAACCCAGUACUUCAGGGGAAAUUACAGAUUCAUCAGGUACAUAAAAAAACUCAUGAAAUUAAAAAGGGUCUGCAGUGGCUAAUAGGGACAAACACUUCCCAGAAUCCAAACACAUCCCAGAAUAAAAACAACACAUCCCAGAAUAUUCUGGGAAGUGUUUUGGAUUCUGGGAAGUGUUUUGUCCUUGUGAACCUCUGGCACUAACUACCUAACACCCCUGCCCCAACCAUACAAAUCAUUAAUGUCCUUAAAAUUUUGCAAUUUUGCUGUCAGCCAUCUUGUUUCUCAAAUCAGUCUCCCAAACUUGCAAGCUACAUCUAUGUUAAAAGUCAAUUUUAAAAAAAAACUAAACAAGGAGGGGGUUUUUUUGUACGGGGGAAUCAUUUCCCAUCUAUCUCUCUACACAGUGGCCAUUUCUGUAUGACCACUAAGUAUUGUCCCAACAGCACUGACCAAUGUAAGAAGGUUAAUAAUGACUGUAAGUUGAUAUACUCCUCAACCAAUCAGAGCACAGAAACCUUUAAAACCAUUGGUGCAAUUCUUGUGAUAAAAAAAUAUGGAACAAUUUAUCAGGCACAAGCACUGGGAAUUCUGGUUGGCCAUGUCCAUCAUGUACCCUGGUCAAUCCACCAAUUACCAAAGUGUGUAGUGCAUGCAACACAAACAAAGAUGGAAUGAGUGUCAGACAGAACUCCCCUUCUUCUUCUGGACCAGCCGCUAACCCUGCUAGAACUAUGCAGCGUCAAAGGAGUAUACCUGUGGAAUCCCGAAGGAAGCGUGAUGAAAAGCAAGCAAAAGAGCAGUGGAUAGACAUUGUCAAAUACUGUAAAAUCGUAAGUAUGUAAUUAGAUUGUUGAUAAUUAAUAGUAAAUAUAGUCAAAGGCCUUUUUACAGACACCUCAUUAUUACAUUUUCUCUAUAUUCAACUGGCCUCCUUAGUGCAACCCUCCAAGUUAAAGUUUUUGCUUGGUCGCCAUUUGGCGACCAAUUCUUUUGGUUUAGGGAGACUUGUUUACAAAUCAAAAUUUUAGGCACCAUGGCAACUAAAAUGGUUGCAACUUGGGGAGUUCUAGUGUCCAUGUUAAUGGGGUUUGACUGGACAAAUACAACUGUGCUACAUAAUUAUUUUAAUUUGUAAUUACAUUCCUUAAACGACCUUAUUGUAGACUGUGAUAUUGCUACUACAUUUUAAUUCCCUUAAGAUGUAAAUUAUACCACGUCAUCAAUAUUAUCAGAUACAGUGGUUUAUUUGAUUUCAAAACAAUCUUUAGUUAUGAAAACCCUUGUAUAAUAGCAACCCUAACUAAAACUAUUAAAAACUGAAUCAUUGGAUAUUGCAAUUUAAGAGCUCUGAUUGGCCUCUAGCCAUCUUGAUAUAUGAGCUAUUAUACGAUGCUCUCCAAACAAUGGUAACUGUACACUUUUGCACAAAAUUAAAAACAAGCUGAAAAGCGGUUGUUUUUACAAAUAAAGUUGGGAAGAAUUUUCGAUAUUUUGUGGGCAUUUUUAAUAAAACAAUUAUUCUACUCGUGCUUAUUGGAUAUGAGAUGAUUAUAGCCAACUUGGUGCUAUGCACCUUGUUGGCUAUCUACCAUCUCAUAUCUAAAGUGGACUCGUGAAAUAACUGUUAAUUAGUCGCAUUGGUGUCUAAUUCAGGCUAAAAUGAUGUUCACUCUCAGAGUAAUAUCCAAUUUGUGGAUGACUCCUUUCCACCUGCUGAAAAGUCCCUGUAUCUUCAACCGCGAUUCUCAGAACACCCCCGAGUUGCAAACUGGCUGCGUCCUCAACAAAUUCAAUCCUUUAGAGGUGGUGGUCGAAGGGUGUCUAGCAUUCCUUUAGCUGUAUUCCGCAACCCAAGACCUGAUGACAUCAUGCAAGGUGUCCUGGGUGAUUGUUGGUAAGUAGAAAUUAUAGUAUUUAAUGUGGCCGAAUUGGCUGGAAACAUUUGAAUCCCACACGCCCUGCAUGCACCCCAGGCGUUUGACUCUGCCAUGUAUGCUAAGCAGGGAAUUUAAUGGUGGAGCUCCACGUGUGUGCAAAGCAUGCGCAAGUAGAGCCCCAUAACUAAAAAAAUUUGGUUAUCGAUUCAUCGAAGAAAUUUUAGCAGUCAAAGCUAUAGUCAGCUUUUAAUAUAGUAAAUGAUUACAUCUUGUUUGCUUCUGGCAACAUUUUGCACUUUAUAAUAGGCCACUUCCGAGUCCCUAAAACCCUCAUUUUCAAAAACGAGGCCAAGUGCACAACCUUUUUUGUGAAAAAGAGUUUUAUUUGCAUGAAAAUGAAAAAUCAUAUCCAUAUCCAAAAGCCGAGCAUUCAAGCUCGUUUUGAUACAGAGGCCCAGGAGAACUGAGAAAUGGCCUGUUACAGUUGUCUUAGGCUGCUGGCUAUUCCAAGGCCACUGUAGCUUGUUGGAAUUUAUCCUGAUACUAAAUAGGGUUUAAAUAAGUAUUCAGUUGUUUUCUAGUGGACAAGGAUAACAUCUUCAUUUUGCCAUUCUUUAGGUUUUUAAGUGCUUUAGCUGUUUUAGCUGAAAGACCUGAGCUCUUGGAGAAGAUUGUUAUAACAAGAGAGGUACACUAAACUGUUGCAAUUGUUUCUUUCUUCUUACAUACAAUUCUUCACUUCCCAUUAAAAAUGAAGUAAAAUCAAUAAGUCUAUUUUAAUAACAAUCUAGUCUCGAAACUAAGAGUACAAAAUGACCGGGCCCUAGAGCACUUCCACCUGAAUACUUACAGUUUGGGGUUUUUCUUUAGAGUUGUGUACUUACAAGCUAGAAUCAUCUUGUACAUCAUAAUGAACAGUACCUCAUGAUUGUAUUGCUUAGUAGCUUUCAUUUGAACAAUCACACCAUAGGAUUUCAUCCAUAUACUCAAAAGGUAGAACCAUCUUGUGUAUUAAUGUAUAAUAAAUAGUGCCAUAGGAAAGUACAUGUAAUACUCAAUAGCUUUCACUCAAAUGGUCACACUAAAGGGUUUCAACCACUGACUCAAACGUUAGAACUACAUACUGAAUAAACACUUACAGUACUGUGUGAAAGUACUGCUGAAGAGGUUUCAUUUGAAUGGUAACACCAUAGGAGUUCAUCCACGGACUCAAAAGUUAAAACUACGUACAAAACAAAUAGUACCAUGUGAAAGUACUGCUGAAGAGGUUUCAUUUGAAUGGUAACACCAUAGGAGUUCAUCCACAGACUCAAAAGUUAGAACUACGUACAAAACAAAUAGUACCAUGUGAAAGUACUGCUGAAGAGGUUUCAUUUGAAUGGUCACACCUUAGGAUUUCAUGCACAGACUCGAAAUUUAGAACUACAUACUGAAUAAAUAGUACCAUGGGCUCAAAAGUUAGAAUCACCCUGUACAAUUUAAUGAACAGAACUACAGGAAAGUGCUCCUCAUUGGUUUUUCAUUUGAAUGGUCAAUUUCAUUAGAAAGGCACAUGAUUGCGUCAAAGGCUGUCAUUUUACCUAUUUAAACUGUGGUUUCUCUUUAGAUAAAUAAUGAGGGAGCUUACCAAGUGCGACUUUGUAAAGAUGGCAAGUGGACCGUAAUCUUGGUUGAUGAUCUGAUACCAUGUGAUCGCCAUGGACGACCAGUUUAUUCACAGGUGGAGUUAAUUUUACUUUGUAAUGAAGACCCUAAGAUUUUAAUGUCUUAUCUGGACAGAUUUGUAAAGAUUGGAAAAUUAUUUUCCUUGCACUAAAAUUGUAUUCCUUUAGAAACAGUUAAGCUACUGGUUAGAUUCCAUUACGAUUUUUCGCGGAGCUGAAAAUAACAGUCGAUCGGUCAUUGGACAAUACAAUACGGACUUUAAGAUCCGAUGACCAUGACGACGGCGAAAACGUCGCCAAAAAGUGAAUUCGCGUUAUUUUAAUCUUGAUGGUGAUGACUAUUUCAACUCCCUCACAGUUAUACUUUGUCAAAUGUAGGCGAACUCUCCUGGAGUUAUUGAAUUCCUAAGAACCCAUACCCAAGUUCAGAAUGAGGAAGAAAAUUUUGUGGUCGCUUGUUUACGUCCUCUAUCGAACAUGAAAUUGGGCAUUUUUCGUCGUAGACGUGCAGUGACGGCAAAGAAAUGUAAAAAAAAAGCGUGUUGUUGUUAUCUUGAUAUACCAACUAGAUGAGUUUUAUUCCUGUACCUGUUUCACUUUUAGGACAAAGCUCUCUACCUUUUUUAUAGUAUCUGAAAACAACCUUUUUAUAUCUAAAGCAUACCUAAUUUCUCCACAGCACAACCAUACACAAGGUCGUUAUGCCUCGGUCCGUUUUUUCUCUUUUCUUUUUUUUUCUCAACAUAAAGCUAACUGUUACACAAUUGUUGGUGUUGUCGUUUGGUUCUUGUAGGCUCGUCGGCAGCAGUUAUGGGUUCCCUUAAUUGAGAAAGCCAUGGCCAAGCUUCAUGGUUGCUACCAGGCACUCACAGCUGGCCGGUGCAUUGAAGGCUUAGCCACAUUGACCGGGGCUCCUUGUGAAAGUUUUAUGCUUCAUCGUAAGUACAUUUUGUUGAUAUUCAAACUGCGAAAUGCUGAAAGGUCAUUGGCUGAAUGAAGUGCAGUAUAAGCCACAACGAACUAUUUUCGUUUGUUGAUUACUCCCUCCCCCCUAUUAGUCAACAUUUUGUGAACUUUUAAAGUAAAUUUAUGUGUACAUUAGUUAUAUUGUAGUUGCGUUAUCCUUCCUCUGAGAGCUUCGUUCGAUUCAUGUCAUGCUUUUAAUGCUGCUACUACUGCUGUGGAUGUAUUGUCGUUUGUUAAUACUUAACAUCGUACUGUAUACGCUUCGCGUACUGUUUAGAUUUCUCGUUCAUUUGAGAGCCACUGCUUAUUGCGUUUUUUUGUUGUUGUUGUUUGUCGGUAAAUCACUCUCAUUUAUCAAUUGAAGAGAUCAUUUUUCAACUUUAAACGACAAGCAUUGUUAGCCUGAGAAAAUAGCCGACAUUUCCCGACACCAUCACUGGUUUCCCCGAGAAAUGAUGUCAGAGGAACGAGCACAGAAUUUCCAUACUGAUGACGCGCCACUAACCAGGUCUGAGUAGUGUUUCUGAUUAGUUGAAAAUUUGCAUUAUCCAAUCACAAGCACCACGCAGACCAGGGGAGUGACUUAUCAUCAGUAUGGAAUUUCUGCGCUCGUUUUCGACCUCAGACGUCAUGUUGUGGGGAAACGAGAGGUAGUGUUGCGAAACGACAGCUGCUUUCUCAGGCAAGCACUUCGUGAUUAUUGUGAACUUUGUUUCUCCCACAGAGCCUCCAAACCCAACAAGCGAUACAGAGCCUAUUGACAAGGACAUGAUUUGGGCCCAGCUUCUAAGCUGCAGGAGUGCUGGGUUGGUUAAGUUUUUGCUUUCAUUAGCCGGCUUUAGUAAUAUCAAACGAUUGCUUGCUUGAUGCACUGAUUUGUUUUUCCCUCUUGACUCUAUUUAUAUGGUGAGAUCUUGGCAUAGCGUCUUGUGAAGCCUUAGACUACAAGUAGUCCCCCAUUUUUCCUCAGGGAUAGUAGAGCGAGCGAAACGCGAGCGCGCAUGAAAAUCACCCCACGCGAGAAAAGGCGACACGCCGCGUGUAACCUGGGAGCAAGCUCUCAAUUUAAGGGAGUUGCGAGAAGUCACGCGUGGGCGGCACGCGCAAGGAGACGCGUGAACGACUAGUGGGAUAAAAAGAGAGCGUUGUCGGUUUCCUGCGAUUCUCCUGGCCUCGCUGCUAGCGCGUUCGCCCGCCACUCGAAAUGUAGAGCUUGCUCGUAGGAUACGCUCUUGAACUAUGGUUGUAAAACUUUCGUCUCUUUUUAUCGAGUGUAAAUGUGGUCUCGUGUUUAACACUUGCAGCUUUUUGAUGGGAGCAUCAUGUGGAGGAGACACGCAGCCACAGGAGGAACCCGUCUUUGCUUCAGUUGGCCUUCAAACACAUCACGCAUACUCAGUACUUGACGUAAAGGACGUCCACGGUAUCAGGUGAACAGAUCAACCAACUUUAACCCAUUGAUCUGGUGUUUCGCACUUGCCUAUAUUGUCUUAAGUAAUGGUAAAAUUCAUGCAAAAGAUAACUUGACAGUAUUCCUGCUCCCUUGUCCUUCUCAAGAUUUGUUAGGUUGGAUGCUUUUCUUGAAAUUUCGCACGAGCUUUAGUUUCCUGUAAAUCAUGCUCGUCCCCAAAGUCGCGAAACUUUUGGCCAGCGCCACUCUGAAUCCCUGGCCAUCGCGGCCCCAAGGAUGAGAAAAUGUCUGAUCGUUUCACUGGAUCGGAUUGCACUUCAUUGUUGUAAUUGAUGAUAAUUAUUCAGGAGAGGCUCCAGAGAUAUGUCACUAUGACUUCGUAACAACACCCUACACUCCCGGAAGCGCUUCUGAUGUAAUAAUAAAGUGAUGAAUUUAUCAAUUUUUCAUAGACUUGUCCGUCUUCGUAAUCCAUGGGGCCGGUUUUCCUGGACUGGAGACUGGUCUGACGCGUCCCCCCUGUGGACCCCUGAGCUGAGGUUCGAACUCAUGGCCCAUGGGUCUGAAGAGGGCGUCUUCUGGAUGUCCCUUGAGGACUUCAUGAAGUAAGUAUGGGCACAUGCGCUUAAAACUCCGGCCCUGAACAGUUCUCUAACGGCGCCAGCCUAGAAUGCCAGCCAGGGCAUGACAGUGCCGCGCCCCCCACAAAAUAAAUAAAUAACGUAACCAACGAACGAAUCCACGAAAGAAUGAACAAAUGCCAAAUAAUAAUACUAAUAAGACUAAUAAAAGUUGCCACGAAUCUCCCAGUAGCUCAGUUGUUAGAGCACCGGCUAAAAUUUUGUUAACGUUCGAUGAUAGUUUGAGACACUUGAAAUUUUUUGCAUUGUUAUCAAGGAGAAAACGAAGUGGACAAAUUAGAAUCGUACCCAAGCCAUUUGGCUUAUUGAUAUUUCUCUCCAACAUCUCCGUAAGGGCGCUUUGUUCAUACUAUGCCAGAUAGCGUUUUGUGCCGACGCGAAAGCUAUUCUGCAUAGUGUGAACACCUAUCCGAUAUGUGACUCUCCACUUAAGUGAUCAGCGCAGCGCAGCAUCGUUCCGUAGCCUGCAGAGCAGGCGUUUUUUAACGAAAACUCGGAGGUACAUUGAUCGUGGCCGCCAUCUUGAAAAGCAGCGAAAAAGACUAAGGAGGAGGGGCGGUGUUUUAAACCCAUGAUGUGACCUCUCCCUUAAAAACUCUUUUUGACUCGUCCCAACUCUCUGGUAGUAUUAACGUCCAAGAUGGCGGGACAACGUCAUUCCUGAAAACAAUUCAUGGAUCCCGCCCCAAAAUACGCCUGCUUUGCAGGCUAUCGUUCCGUUACAGAAAUCGCGCCGAUUCUUUUGUGUGAACAGCAGUCUUAUCCGGUCAUGGUUUUCCGAAGAUUUUUCAAAUUGCCGACGCAAUAACAUUUAUCCGAUAUUUAGGGAUGAAGACAAAUUGCCGAACUUUCGCCGAAGACCCGAAGAUGUUCUCGAUGAUACACCAACGAUCCAUCAAACCUGAAAUCCAAUCUUCACAUGUAACUUUUUUACGUGUCUUCAGAUACCACUUUCGACAAAACACUGUGGAUGUAAUAAAGCCUAUUAAACUUAAGAUCCAUUACAAAUCUUAUUUUCCCGACAGGAGUGUGGAUGAGAUCAGGGAAGGCUGGGCGGAGGCUCGAGCUAAUGGCUGUUUCCCGGCUUUUGCCGGAUCGCCAGCCAAGAUUGUUCUAGUGAAUGUGUUCGAAACAACAGAAGUAGACCUGUGUUUGUUCCAAGAGGGAGUCAGGUAAGAAGCGAGCAUUGCGUGUAUAACAUACAAGCUUGUUGUCAGAUUUGAUCGCAAUAAGCCUCAAAUCUCAACGAACCAAAACAACGGAUUUCUGUUUAGGGUGUCUUUUCUUUGCACAAUACCAAUGGCAAUUUUGGAUUAUGUGAUAAUCUUUGAGCACUGUUUUUUCUUGACUUAUUUUUUUGUUGUUGUUCUUUUAGAUGUGUGUGUAUGUCUUUUUAUUAAUGGGCAACGUUCAUCAAUUUCUUUAGGUUGUUUACGAUCGACUGGUGUCUUACGAUAGGUGGUUUACGAUACCAACCAGCGUUAAAUGAGGUCAAAAGAGAUUCGAGUUCUUGAGCACUCGUUCUUUCACUUGCAAGCAUGUAUUUAUUAAGCUUUUUUUUUCAUUUAUGCAUUUAUUUUCAGGGGAAAAGCAGAGGGCGCGAAAUCUCUCCUUGAUCUUUCAAUCAUCGUGUGUCGCACAUCACCAGGCACUUCUAGUCCCAAGCCCCACUCACUGGUGUUUCACAGCAAGAGGCAAGUCAAGGCCAAUGUCUCGUGCAACGCUAUCCUAGAGGAAGGCUCCUAUAUGAUAGGUAUGUUACUGAUUCCCCGUAAGGUAAAUUCCGGCACUCCUGCCUUAAGGUGAUGUUACAUGGGACGAUUCGCAACGAUGAUUUAUAGCGCAACACAGCGUCACAGCAUUGCAAUGUUGCAACAAUGUUGCAACCAUGAAACAAUGUCGCAACAAUGUUGUAAUGCUGUGUUGCGCUAAAAAUCGUUGUUGCGAAUCGUCUCGUGUAACAUCACCUUUACUGACGGCCCUCUCGCUAUUUCGGACACUCGACUCAGGGCUCGAAAAAAACUUGAAUUCAAUCUUGUUCUUUGGGCAAGUAGCUCUCACAUUUUGUUUGCCCGGGGCCCCUUGUUUUCGUCUUAUUUAAUAAUUUUAGGGACCUUAAGCAACGACCACGACCACGACGACAACAACGUCAAAAAACAAUUGGUUUUAUGAGCAAAACAACUGCUCUGCACGUGCAUCACGCUUUUUAGUACAUUUCUUAGACGUCCACUGCACGAGUACGACUUGAAACCUCCCAAUGCGACGUUUUAUGGAGGACGUGGUCAUACUACAACAAUUUUUCCCUUCUCUAUUUGAACAUGGAUAAAGCCCUUAAGAAUUCAACUCCAGGAAAAGUAGCCUACAUUUGACGAAUUGAGCGGUACCAAAUAGUCGCGAUAACGUUAAAAGGACUCAAAUUCAUUUUUUUAGUGAUUGUUUCACUGCCGUCGUCGUCGUUGCUUAAGGUCUCUUUUGUUAGAAGAUGACUUGCCUGUACAGGCCCUUGCUUUAAAGGUUACUUGCCCCCGCCGGCAAGAAACUGCCGCCUGGAGAGCGACGGUCUGCUGAGCGAGAGGUCGCCGGUUCAAACCCCGGCCGGACCAACACUCAGGGUCUUUAAAGGGACUGGUUCACGAUAAUGCGCAUGCGCGCCGUUUGUGUCUUCAGAAUAAAUUUGUUGGGUCAACACUAAAUUCGAAAUCGCCAUUACCGGUACAAUCAUUGAAAAUCCUUCGUUUUAUUCGGACAUCCGUUGCUUUGGCUGGUCUAGUUAUACUUCGGUAGUGGUGAUUAACGUGUGGUUGUGUCGUUUGACUGGUUACGUUUUAAGAAGACGCAAAAAAUAAUGUUUUGAUCAUGGAGGCUGAGAAGAGCAUCGUGGCCGUCCGGCAACAGGACGUUCUCAAGAGUCUCUGGAGAUAGAGAAGCUUAGCCUAUUGAUCUGGUAUAGUUCUAGGAGUAGUGUGUGGCAUACGAAAAGAAUACACGACACUUGGAAAGUGGCUAAAGGCAUGAGUUCGUUCAACUUUGAUUUGACUUUUGACUCCGACCUGUAGUUAUACCGCAACAGGCCGCGCGAUCUUCACCGAUCUGGUACACUUGAAAUGUUCCUUGUAUCUUUGCUUUACGAUCGUAUAUGUUUAAGAAUUGAUGUUUUUAAAAUAAAUUAUUGCCUGAAUAUUCUGUUUAUAAUCUAGUUUCUUUAUGUAUACUACUCGAUAACAUUUGUUUUGCGGAACACUGACCCGAUGCAACGCGAAUGAAUUUGUUCACUUGCUGAUAAGCAAUUGAAAUUUAUGCUCAAUUAAGGAUAAUCUUUAUACUCAUACGGUGUGUGUUUUUGUCACCGGUCCGGCGCUAUUUGUAGGUAUUUCUGGGUUUAUAUAAGGCGAACUGAGAGAACAGUAAUAAGAUGUUUGUUUACAAAUUUUGUUUGCCGGUGACUGUUUUGUUAGCGUGGGUACGACCUCGUAAAAAUACACGUUGGUAAAUGUUUGUUUCAAAGCAGGACAGGGCUGUAAAUCUUAUUCUUAUCGGCUGCAACAUAUAUCUGAGGAGUAGCAAAGAAUAAAAUUGAAUUAUGGGGAUAAAUAAAAUCAAACCAAAUGCCCGGAAAUACUCUCGCGUCGCGAACAAUUAAUUUGAAUUUUGUAAAUUUACUUGCGUGCAUCUAACUCGCUUCCGAUUGGUUGAAAAACAAUCAGCUACUGUCAGAACUCACACAUGCGCAUUAUCGUGAACCAGUCCCUUUAAGAAUAACUCAGAAGAAAGUGCUGCCUUUGUAAUGACAUCUGCAAAUGGUUAGACUUUCUAGUCUUCUCGGAUAAGCACGAAAAACCGUAGGUCCAGUCUCACAGCACUUUCACUGAUCUGUUCAUGUGGGACGUAAAAGAACCCACACCACUGUUCGAAAAGAGUAGGGGACGUAGACCCCGGUGGUGUGGCCAACCUUCAUGGGUUGUGGGAUUGGGUAGGGAUGGCACCUCGCAUGGGACCUAUGAGUCCCGUUCGUACCCAUUCCCCCUGGGCAGGUCUGUGUCCAGAAAAGCUGGUAAAAUAAAAAUAUAAGAAAUUCUACUACUCAAGGACUACUGGACGGAACUAUUUCGAUUGGCGCCGUAGUGAGAGGGCGCACUUUACACCAAUGUGACCCAUUUCAAGUCCAACACUUUCGACGCCAGUUCAACUAGGUUUUUGCCUGGUGCUCCGGUUCCCCCACCUCCAUCCCCACAUACACACUUGCGAAAAAUAACCAACUGAACCGGAAAACAUUAACACUUGCAUAGUAGUUUUCUAGAACGACCAAGUGUUCAGCCGGUUAAGUUACAUUUGCAUUUGUUUAUUGUUUUUGUUUAGUUUGUUCAGCAUUCAAUCACUGGCAACCCUUCGGGGCACGAAGAAGCGAAGUGGACGAAGAGCGUUUGCCAAACUACGUUCUGGCCGUUUACAGCUCUCGCGGCGUCUUGAUCGAUCCACUUCCCAUGCCAGAUUUCUGCUUGGCUGAUACGCUCCUCUUAUUGGCUACAACAAAGGGAAAGCGACAUGAGGUGAAUUUGAUAUUUUAAGGGACCCUACGAUCCGAUAACGACGACGUCCAUGAAAACGUCACUUAAAAAUAGAAUCGGCAUCCUUUCACUUCUUUUGCGAUUUUCCCAAGUCGCCCAAUUACUCAAAGAAAGGAAUUUCGGUCAGAAAUUAGAAAAGGGGCCGCGCCCGAGUUCACUGACGGAGAGAAAAAGAUUUAUCGCCUUACCGUCCCCGUUCUCAAGUAAACUUUUACAGAAAUUUACUUUCACGAAAAUUUACAGAAAAGCGUGAUGCACGUGCAGAGUUGUUGUUUUGCUAAUGAAACCUCAUUACUUGUUUGUGUUCCUGUUGUCGUCUCCUUCGUAGUUUCGUAAGCUCCCCAUCGACGUACUUAUAGCAUUGUUAUUAGACUACGUUGGAAAAUUGCUUGUUUUCGUGUACAAAUGGGAUAUCUGCAAUUCCCCACUCCAGAAACCGUAAGUAUAAGGGGAAUGGGUACAAGCGUUUGGUACAACGACUUCUGGUAACGUUUAGGUGUACAAGCUUUUACUUAUGAUUGGUUAAUGGUUGCCUUGAAUAUCAUCGACCAAUCAUCACUUUGUUUGCCCAAUUGUGAACAUUUUCUAAAUCUUGAUUUAGAUGCAACUGAAUUUUAAAUAUUGGGUCCGUUUUUGAGUGAAUAGCGUUGAUCGAUUAUAUUGUGCAUUGAUCUGACGAUUCUUUCAAAGACCUUGGCUUUCACCGAAAUUGACGAUAAUUGUUUAAGUCGUCCCGAUCGCCUUGUUUAAAAAGUCACCUUUUGAUCCGGAAAUAUGCCUUGACUUAUUGACUGAAAAAUAUCACGGAUAGGAAUGCAAUGAGAUCUGCACAUUCCUGAAUGAGCCUCUUGUCAAGGCCAGCUGCCUUUGACAUUCAAAAGUGAGAGAACUUUAUUUGUACUGGUCGGAUGGAGCAAACCGUUUAUCUGUGCCAGUGAGGUUUUUGAUAACCAUCACUAUUUGAGAAUUGAUUCUGGACCGAUAGUAGCUUAUUAAAUUGGUUCGAAAAUUGAUCAUUUACUUUCAGUGUCACUGAUUUUUUCCCAGAUUUUCGCGAAGUAAGUUCAUUGAUAGUCUGCCAGGUCUUUUUAGAAUCGCCCGUAUGCUUGUUAAAACUAUUUUGAUAAUAGGCUUGCUUGGCCUUUUCGCUAUUUACUUUAUUGCGUUGUUUUUUAAAAAGUGACCAGUCAUUUGAAUCAUUCGACAAUCUUUAGAAUUCCCGAUCAGAUUCGUUUUUAAAAUGUAAUCCAUGCUCCACGCAUUGUCCUCAUCUUAACAAUAGAUAGAAACGACCAUUGAUUUGAUUGGGAUCACCCAACAAUCCAUUCCGAAAAUUUAUUCGAUUAAAUUUUCGAAAGUUUCUGUAGGUUAUAGCUUGUGCCCACCAGACAUUCGCUUGUCCAUACAAGCGAUCCCAGAAAUCACUGCACCUAAAACUUGUUCCCAUUCUCACUAGGGUUUCUGAAGCGGGCAGUUGGACACCUAUGUUAUGUACCCGUCAAUCAUAGUUGCUCUUAAAUGGGUUUUUUCGUUAUCGUCAUUGCUGUCUUUCCACAAUUUAUCAUGAAAAGAUAUGUAGUUCUCUAGUGUUCAUCACAGCAACAAAUACGUUGGAGAAUUGAUGGACUUGAAAAAUCGUCGUCUACUGUCGGUUCAACCUUGUGCACGGACAUUUAGAGAAAAAAGCUCCAUCUUAAUGAGACCGAUAUCACAUCCUCGACUGAAAUGGGUAAAAAAAAAACAGUAACAGUUAUAGUGUCUUAACCAGACAUAUCUAACAAACUCUUAACUGCGAAAUAUAGUCACGCCAUGUCCAUGGCUGUGCAUGUGCGAACAAACUCCCAUAUGUAAUAUAUAUGUUGUAGUUAAUUUUUCAUGUCAGGUAAUUUUUGUUUUUCUUUUGUUUGGGGGUAUGAGAGUGUAUGCUAAUGAAGUUGAAACAAAGGAAAAUAUUACAAAUAACCUGAGAUAACAAAUUACCUACAACAUAUACAUGUAUUUCUUCAAACGCCUGAAAACAUAUCAUUUAAGAAUUGUUUUUUACCUGCUUUCGUCUUUGGUACGUAUGUUAUGCAGUAACACAGACUCUCAAUUUAUAGGGAAUUCCAGGAGUGACGUGUUAUUACAUGGCGCAGGGGAUUGCGGGAUUGAUAGUUGUAGCGGAAAACCGCCGGCCGGAUCACCACUUGCUUGUGGACUGUGACUGCUCUGAAAGUUUUAAUGUCGUCUCAUCCAGAGGAGUCUUAAUGACAACUGACUGUGUUCCUCCUCUUCAUAAGUAAGUUUAUUACACAUUGUACUAACUAUCUGUGAUCUCAUUGGCUAUGAGUCCACAGUACUUUUUAGAAGGCAGCUGGCAGAUGACUGAUUCAGUUGAAUCGCCAUUAAGCGGUCACCCUCGGGGUACCGGCAAGUGGCCGCUUUAUGGAGGUUGGCCGCUCCAUUGAGGUUCAUCAUAAACCUGGUCAUAAAUUAGCGUACAAUCUUCAGCGGAAGCAUCACUUGAUUGUAAAGCAAAUAAGCGAAGGAGGCAGCAUUUCUGGUCCACAAUCGGUCGUCACCUUCUUUCUCCGAGUAUUUUUCUUCGUCAUAUUCUUGAAAUAAAGCCAAAAGUAGUCUGUCAAGUGCUUGAUGGCCGCUUAAUAGAGGUGAUAACAAUGGGAGAACUCUUGUUAAGACGGCAAAAAAAGUGACCGCGGUCGCUUUAUAGAGGUGAGGUGGCCGUUUAAUAGGGGUAUAAUUUCCCAUUGUUUCUAUAAUUAUCUCGGGAUUUCUGGCCGCUUGAUUGAGGUUCAACUUUAUUAUUAUUUUCAACGGUCUUAAGCACAUUGUAAAACAACCCGCGUCAACUUCCGCUGGCAAGACCCCCCCCCCCGCCCCCGUCAGUAAUAGGCCCAUCUACCUGUAAACAAAAAUUCAUCCGGCUAUAACCCCACCACCCCCAUCCCCCCCCCGAUUAAAAGUCCCCUCUAGCUUCAGCUUGUAUUAUGAAUUCGAUUUUGAAGACGUUUGACGACGUUUUGAAGCUUAAAAAAGCGCAUAGAUUCAAAAAGGCUUAUCAGAUUAUUAGCACUGCUUAUCAGAUGUAGCUUAUUUUGAAACGCUUUUUUAGCGCGGUUAUAACCCCUCUCCUAUUUAUAAGCUUUCCUAAAACCCCUUACGAAAUAGUUUAAGGCCAGGGCUUAUAAGCAGAAGUUUACGGUAUAUAUGGUUAACAACAUUUUAUUGCUCUUCAGGCAGGUACUUGUACUUUUGACUCAGCUAGAAGGCACGGAAGGGUUCGCUGUUUCACACAAACUCAGUUUUCGUAUUCUGUCUGACAAUGGUUUUGGGGCAUACGGCGCUCAUCAUACUCCCCAACUGACAUCUGAACUGUUUGGACUACACAGUGCAAGACCUUUAUGACGAUAGCCUACGGUACAGUGACUAGUAAAAGCUAAGACCCCUUUCCAAUCUUAUUCCUAGGGCGUAUCCGGUCUUGUGAAUCGUGAUACCCGUCAUCUCUGAUCUCUGGGGUUUAAAAAAAGCCUUGUGACUUGUUUUUUCAGGGUGUGAACAGCUGUAAACAGUACGCUGGUUCAGCAUGAACGCUAGUUCGUGUAUGUGCCACUUUCAUCGGCUUUUUGUAUAAGCUGGCGAUAUAUUAGUUAAGACGUGAAGGUUUAAUUUUCUUUGGAACUGAAGAUAUUUUCCUGGGCAGAUGAGCUUAUUUAAUCUCGUUAGUAAUAAAUUGUCUUUCACUAUCACCCAGUAGUUAUGCGAAUAGACCGACUUACGACAGACAAGGUCGCCCGUUAGCCAUAAGAUGGCCUUACACCAUACAUCCUUCCUCGUCUAUCAGCUCAUCUGUCAAAGACUUUCUUGAGC